GUGUCUACCCCGACACAUUCCCGAGAAAAAAUAAUCUUCUUGCAGUUCCAGCCACCUUAUCUCUGCUUCCCCCAUCCUCUUAUCUGUGUCUCUCUUUAUGUUCUCCUCUUGAAAAAACCAAGUUCUUGGUUUUUCUCAAGGGACUUAAGAGAGAUAUGGAGGCUGUUCUAAAGACCAAAGGGCUUCUUUCUCUUACCCCGAACCCAAAAGCCAGGGUUUUACCCCUGUCACAGGGCUUAAAGCAUAGACUUUUCACCCGAAAUCCUAAAUCUUUUGGUGGGUUUUGUCUAUCCUCAAAUGGGUUCCAGAAAUUCAAUGGGUUUGUCUCAAAAACUCAUGGGUUUGGUCAAAAAGAGAGAAACUUGUUUAUCUGCAGGGCUGAGGCUGCAGCAGCAGCUGAUGGUCAGCCACUAUUCGGUGAAGCCGAAAUUGAGAAGCCAAAGAUUUUGGGUAUGGAGGUUACGACGCUGAAGAAGAUUAUACCACUCGGGUUGAUGUUCUUUUGUAUUCUUUUCAACUAUACGAUACUCAGAGACACAAAAGAUGUAUUGGUUGUGACAGCCAAAGGGAGUAGUGCGGAGAUUAUUCCCUUUCUAAAAACUUGGGUGAACUUGCCUAUGGCUAUUGGGUUCAUGUUGUUGUACACCAAACUGGCUAAUGUGUUGUCUAAGCAGGCUCUCUUCUAUACCGUUAUUUUGCCUUUCAUAGGCUUCUUCGGGGCAUUCGGAUUUUUCAUGUAUCCUCUUAGCAAUUAUAUCCACCCUGAGGCGUUCGCUGACAAGCUUCUCAACACACUUGGCCCCAGGUUCCUUGGCCCCCUUGCUAUAAUGAGGAUCUGGAGCUUCUGUUUGUUCUAUGUCAUGGCUGAACUUUGGGGUAGUGUGGUGAUUUCAGUUUUGUUUUGGGGGUUUGCCAAUCAGAUAACUACUGUUGAGGAAGCCAAGAGAUUUUAUCCUCUGUUUGGUCUUGGGGCAAAUGUUGCUCUUAUAUUCUCAGGUCGAACAGUGAAGUACUUCUCAAAUUUGAGGAAAAACUUGGGUCCUGGUGUUGAUGGUUGGGCCAUUUCCCUUAAAGGAAUGAUGAGCAUUGUGGUGUUGAUGGGGUUUGCCAUUUGUUUCCUCUACUGGUGGGUGAAUAAUUAUGUUCCUCUUCCAACCCGUAGUAAGAAGAAGAAGGAGAAGCCCAAAAUGGGGACAAUGGAGAGCUUGAAAUUCUUGGUUUCUUCAAGAUACAUUAGGGAUCUUGCCACUUUGGUGGUUGCAUAUGGUAUUAGCAUCAACCUUGUUGAGGUUACAUGGAAAUCUAAGCUCAAAGCUCAGUUUCCAAGCCCAAAUGAGUAUUCUUCCUUUAUGGGUGACUUCUCAACUGCCACUGGAAUAGCAACUUUCACGAUGAUGCUGCUGAGCCAAUUCAUAUUUGACAAAUACGGUUGGGGAGCUGCUGCCAAGAUCACGCCCACGGUCCUGCUUCUGACAGGAGUUGGUUUCUUUUCUCUGAUAUUAUUUGGGGAUCCUCUUGGACCUUCUCUUGCAAAGUUCGGGAUUACUCCUCUUCUUGCAGCUGUAUAUGUUGGUGCCAUGCAAAACAUAUUCAGCAAGAGUGCCAAGUACAGCUUAUUUGACCCUUGCAAGGAGAUGGCCUAUAUUCCCUUGGAUGAGGAAACUAAGGUUAAAGGGAAGGCAGCCAUUGAUGUUGUCUGCAACCCAUUGGGGAAGUCUGGCGGUGCUCUGAUUCAGCAGUUUAUGAUCUUGUCCUUUGGUUCACUUGCAAAUUCAACUCCUUACCUUGGAGGAAUACUCUUGGUGAUUGUUCUUGCGUGGUUAGCAGCAGCCAAAUCUCUGGAUACCCAGUUUACCGCAUUGCGAAGGGAGGAAGAGCUUGAGAAGGAGAUGGAAAGAGCAGCUGUCAAGAUCCCAGUUGUGGCUGAAAACGCAACUGGGAAUGGCUCUCUUGCUAGCGGCUCAGCACUGAAUCCAAUGGCCGGUGACACCACAAACAGUUCAUCUGAAACCUCAGCUCCCCAAAAUAUUUAAUAAUUUUCUCCCAUCAUGUUGCUUAAUAGGAAGAAUGGUGGAGCAGAUGAGCAGUAGUGGGUGAGAUAUUUGGUUAUAGAAUUUUAUCUACCUAUAAAAUAAGUAUGCCAUUGCUACUUGCUGUUUUUGAAGUCCAGUUUUCAAUUUAUAAUUAGCUUACAUUCUGUUUAGUCUUUAAGUUUCUGUACUUACAAAAUUUCUUUGGAACCAUACUGAUGAGAGUUUCUUUCUUUUUACUUUUACAAUAAUUUCUGCUGCAAAUGUUGCAUGUAUGAU
Messenger RNA from Juglans microcarpa x Juglans regia, 2309 nucleotides. Its product is annotated as plastidic ATP/ADP-transporter-like. Gene Ontology annotation, biological process: nucleotide transport. Lineage: Eukaryota; Viridiplantae; Streptophyta; Magnoliopsida; Fagales; Juglandaceae. The coding region runs from base 156 to 2033 and encodes 625 amino acids. The transcript is spliced from 5 exons. The record is from RefSeq and is a predicted model, not a curated record. Gene Ontology annotation, cellular component: membrane. Gene Ontology annotation, molecular function: ATP:ADP antiporter activity.